GCGCAGUGUGAGGCUAGGGCACUAGCGACGGCGUAGCAGACUCGCCCUAGGUAGUGCGCUGAUCUAGUGAGGGAGGAUGUAUUCGGGACGCUUUGCUGGACUUGAGUAAGCAGGACAGGUAGAAUUUGUGCUGUCCGUGUCGUUAGCUUUGUGUGUUGUGUUCCGUUCCGUGUGUGAGUUUAAACAGAUAUUUAACACAGUUUUCAUCCUAAAUGAAGGGAGCUGCGCGCUAGGACGCGUGUGUGUGUGGAGCGGCGGUUAUAGCUGAGGUUUGGUGGUGAGUGUGUGGAGCUAGCAGGCUAUAAACGUUAGCAGGAGCGACCUUAAUGACGCCCGUGUUUUUCUCUCCGCGAUGAGACAAAGUGCACAUUUAUAAAGAGUUUAUAAGGGAAUCUGCGUGUGGACUUGUACAGCCGGGUCACAUGCUGGAGUGUGUGAGAAAUCCCUCCUCAGCGAGCUGGCAGUCUGGGCCUGAAAGAGUUGCUUAUUCAGGACUUUCCAUGUAAAUGAAGUGGUGUGUUAGCGCUCAGAGCUGUGAGGAGACAUCACCUUCUGAAAACACCACAAUGCCGAGCUGCUCCUGUCCUCCGAGCGCGCGCUAGAGCAGCCCAGGUUCGGCCUGCCAUCCGAGCCAGCCUGGGUCCACAUCCACUGCUCACACACACACACACACACUCACACACACACACACACACACAGAGAAAAGUGUCUGAUUGUAGCAUAAGUGUGCUUUUAAAAUAUUACAAAUCCCGGUUGUUGUAAUUAUUAUUAUUAUUAUUAUUAUUAUUGCACCCGACAAAUACAAAAUGUCCAAAUACUACUGAGUUUGUCUGGAAAAUACAGUUUUAAAUUUUCGGGUUUGGUUCAGAACGGACUUUAAAUAGUUCUCAAAUAGACAUCUGUUGAAAAUCAGAGACUCAGAGAGAGAUAUUUGUGUAUUUUUGGAAAUGCGCACGGAGCAAUAACCUUGACCUGGGAAAGUGACGUCAAAUCAGGGACGUUUCAGGCACUUUAUAUAUAAAUAUAUAAAUAAAUAAAUAAGUAAAUUUUCCCAUGUUCCAGACGAAGAGAGAAUCCGACAUUGUGACUGUGUGUGUGAUGAGAAUGAAUGCAGAAGGAAUGAAGUUGCCUGCAGGAUUUGCACCGUGUUGUUAGGGUUUGUGUUCGGAGCGCUGCCAUGUUGCACUCGUCCAUCAGCCUCUGAAGUUCUCCUCUAGAAACUUGAGUAUAUUAUAUUACUUAUUGGACAGAGUUAUAAAGUAGUUGGUGGUGUUCAUGACAUGAGAAGAUGAACGGUGAGAAUCAAGCACUAGAUUUAUGCAAUGCCAGAAUGAAAGCGUCUGAUGAUGACCACACCACAGCGCUCAUCUCCGAGGAACUCGUCCUCCGGAAUAGCAUCAAGCUCAUAGACAAGGAUGCGGAAGCUUCGGACUCGGGACACGAGGAUAAGAACGAUAAAGAAGAGCCGCCGACUCAGAAGAACAAUGGAACCGUCCUUUCAGUGCCGUUGCACGUUCCUGAAGAAAGUAGCGCGCAGGAUCUGGAAUCCCGUUUUUCCACUGGAAGUGCGAACGACGACGAGGACAUGGACAUCGGUGUGGAUUUGAGUUUGGACGAAAGUGGAGUUUUGGAGUCGGACCCGGUGACAGUGCUCAAGCAGAGCAGCAGUGUGGGUUCUGUAGCGUCUGAAACGGAUAAGGACUCGGACAAGCCUUCAGAAGCCGAUCCCUCGAGUUCGACCAACGCAGAGGCUCCGUCCUCGUCCUCGUCUCCGGCUCAGCAGGAAGGAGUCGGACCCAAACCCGGAGCCAAGAGGGUCACGUUUCCCUCAGACGAGGACAUUGUGUCCGGAUCGGUGGAACCAAAGGACCCGUGGAGACACGGUGAGUUCACGUUGUUGUUUUAUAUUUCACACACACACACACACGCUCAGGUGAGCCGAGCUUCCCUCUGUUUAGGAAACACACCUGAGCUGUUGGGAAAGGUGACGUCUCGGAUUAAUGUCUCGUCUCGUUCAGCUCGCACUUCCACUCCUCUCAACUGUGAUGCAGAAGAGAAGGUCUCAGUGUUGAUCUCUGUGUCAAUCUUUGAUGAUCGCUCUCUGUGCCGGAGCCCUGUGCCGGAGCCCUGUGCCGGAUCUCUGUGCCGGAGCCCUGUGCCGGAGCCCUGUGCCGGAUCUCUGUGCCGGAGCCCUGUGCCGGAGCCCUGUGCCGGAUCUCUGUGCCGGAGCCCUGUGCCGGAGCCCUGUGCCGGAUCUCUGUGCCGGAGCCCUGUGCCGGAUCUCUGUGCCGGAUCUCUGUGCCGGAUCUCUGUGUCGGAGCCCUGUGUCGGAUCCCUGUGCCGGAGCCCUGUGCCGGAGCCCUGUGUCGGAGCCCUGUGUCGGAUCUCUGUGUCGGAUCGCUGUGCCGGAUCGCUGUGCCGGAGCCCUGUGUCGGAGCCCUGUGUCGGAUCCCUGUGUCGGAUCCCUGUGUCGGAGCCCUGUGUCGGAGCCCUGUGUCGGAGCCCUGUGUCGGAUCCCUGUGUCGGAGCCCUGUGUCGGAGCCCUGUGUCGGAUCUCUGUGUCGGAUCUCUGUGUCGGAUCUCUGUGUCGGAUCUCUGUGUCGGAUCCCUGUGCCGGAGCCCUGUGUCGGAUCUCUACUGCCAAAUGUACCAGCCCCACACACACACACACACACACACACACACACACACACACACACACACACACACACAUUUGACUGACAGAUUUUAUUUUGUCUGUUCGUUGUCAUGGUUUCACGCUUUAGUUGAGUUGUUAGAAUUCCGAGCGUCACUCAUCCUCGCUCUGUUUCUUUUGCAGGACUUGACAGACCUGACUCAGCGAAACGACUGCCUGGAUCUGAAAGGUGAGAAGUUGGACUACCGGGCGUGUGAGUCUCUGGAGGAGAUUUUUAAGCGAGUGCAGUUUAAAGUUGUGGAUCUCGAACAGACAAACCUGGAUGAAGAUGGAGCGUCGGCGUUAUUCGAUAUGAUCGAGUAUUACGAGUCUGCCACUCACCUCAACAUCUCCUUCAACAAGCACAUCGGCACUCGAGGCUGGCAGGCCGCCGCCCACAUGAUGAGGAAGACGAGUUCUCUGCAGUACCUGGAUGCGAGGAACACUCCACUGCUGGACCAUUCGGCUCCGUUCGUCGCUCGAGCUCUGAGGAUCAGCGGCAGUCUGACGGUUCUGCACCUGGAGAACGCGGGACUGUCGGGACGUCCGCUAAUGCUGCUGGCUACAGCUCUGAAGAUGAACAUGAACCUGCGUGAACUUUAUCUGGCUGAUAAUAAGCUGAACGGGCUGCAGGACUCGGCUCAGCUGGGAAACCUGCUCAAAUUUAACUACAACAUCCACAUCCUCGACCUGAGGAACAACCACAUCCUCGACUCAGGGUUGGCGUAUAUCUGUGAGGGUCUGAAGGAACAGAGGAAAGGUCUGAUCACUCUGGUGCUCUGGAACAACCAGCUCACACACAACGGCAUGGGCUACCUCGCUUCUGCACUGCCGUGUACUCAGAGUUUGGAGACUCUGAAUCUUGGACACAAUGCGGUUGGUAACGAGGGCGUGCUCAAGCUGAAGGACGGACUGAUCGCGAAUCGCUCGCUGCUGCGCCUCGGCCUCGCCUCCACCAAACUGUCGUGUGAAGGUGCCGUGGCCGUGGCCGAGUUUUUCGCCGAGAGUCCGCGACUGCUGCGUCUGGACCUGCGGGAGAACGAGAUAAAGACCGGAGGACUGAUGGCUCUGUCGCUCGCUCUGAAGGUGAACACCUCACUGCUCCGCCUCGACCUGGACCGAGAACCCAAGAAAGAGACGGUGAAGAGCUUCAUCGAGACGCAGCGCACCCUGCUGACCGAAAUCCAGAACGGCUGCAAGCGUAACUUCGUCCUUGCUAAAGAGAAGGAGGAAUCUCAGCAGCAGAUGAGGCAGUCGGUGUCCAUGGCUGAAAUCGCCACUGAGGAUCCGCCUCCUGAGGAAGAGGAGGACGCUGGAGAUCAAGUCUCAGAGGGACAGAAGACCGAACGUGAGGAGGACGAACAGGAGCAGGAGGAGGCGCAGGAGGAUGAGAGCGAAAAGCCGAGCGAAAUCCGAGAGGAUGAAGAACAAACAGCAGCCGCUCAGGAAGACUCGGAUUCCGAUACCGACACUGACGACGACGACGACAAUGAAGAUGUCAGAGAGACAAUAACAGCUGCACAGACGUCAACUCUGAACCAAACCCCGCCCCCCAUAAACACCACGCACAGUGCCUGUCAGACUCCGCCCAUUAAUACUCCUAGCUCCACCCCCGAGACGGCAAACGUGGUGUCGGGGAUCAGAGUGACGGAAGCGAGCGUGUCGAGCGGAACGCCUUCUUCACCUGGACGCUGCUUUUCAGUGUCCAGCCCUGGGAGAGGACACAAGAUCUUCAUGGUGACGCGUGUGGAGAGUCCUCCUGAGCAGCAGCAGCAGCAGCAGAGCGACCUGACGAAGCAUGUCCAGGAGAAUAAAACACCUUCUGAGACAUCUUCAAAACAACAGCCAGUCUCUCAGAACCAGCAGAGUGCAGAGAGAACCACUUCAGCUCAGGAGACAUCUGAGGAACCUUCACGAGUAUCAGCAGAGUCUAAACCAGGAGAAGCAGAACCAUCACUGAGCACCACAGAGGAGCAACCUUCUACACACAGCCAAACACAGCAGGAUCCGAAUCCCAGCACAGAACCAGACAAGGAAACAACGAGAGAUGAACUCAUGCACACUGAGCAUGCUCAGAUCCAUCACACCGCCCCUGCAGAGUCUGAGGAACUGUUCCAGGAUCAGCUGAAACCUGCUGAAGAAGUGCAUGAGGAACCGAGCAGCAGCAAUCCAACCGGGGAGCUGCAGGAGGAACUCUCAGAACAUCUGGACACAGAAAUGCCAAACGAUGACCAACAGCUGGAUAAAGACGCCUCACUGGAGCAGGACUUGGAAACAGUAAACAGCUUUUCCUCAGCAGAAGAGGUGGAGAGUCUCGACACAGCGCCACCUGCAGGCACCAUCCUGCCGAACGGCCUGAAGCCCGAGUUCACGCUGCACCUGCUGGAGCCCGAGGCGCAUAAAGCGGCCUGCUGCGUCAUGGAGCACAUGAGUGUGACGGCGGAGCUGAGCUGUGGUCAGGAUCUGGAGGAGCUUCUGCUGGACGCCAGUUUGGACACGAGCAGAGACGCACCUUAGUGCUGAAGCGACGGGUCGAACCAUGUGCAGAGACGAGGGGGGAGCGUUAAUAAUCUGUGAGCAUCACUGAGCCCAGAGUCUCGCUCUCGUCCUUCCACAGCUCCUCGACUCCAAACCAGAACUCUUCUUACAGAUGAUUUAAACUCAUUAAACAGUUAAGAACAGCUGGAUCACGGAUCGUCACUCACUCCUGAGACAUUGUCACAAAAUCGUCACGAAACCGUCACGAAACCGUCAUGAAAUCGUCAUGAAACCGUCAUGAAAUCGUCAUGAAACCGUCACUACACAAUGAAACACAAUCAACAGGUUUUUUUUUUUUUUUUUUUCCUUUAAGCGACUCUGAUGAGCGGAAAAUUUCAUGCUGUUAUCUGUCCCUACAUUCCUCCUGAUGAUUCAGUAAAAUCCCGGGGCCUGGCACAAACCAAAGACACACACACACACACACACACACACACACACACACAGACAAAUACACACGUGCAGUUCUGCUCAGCGCUGCCCCCAUGUGGACAAUCAACAUCACAGCAGCAUCAAAGACUUUAAAUCAGUUUCACUUUAACUUUAAGGACUGAUUACAAGCAGGCAUGAGUGGUGUGUGUGUGUGUGUGUGUGUGUGUGUGUGUGUGUGUGUGUGUGUGUGUGUGUGUGUGCAUGAGAGAGAGACAGAGAGAGAGAGAGACAGAGAGAGAGAGAGACAGAGAGAGAGAGAUUAUUCUGUCUAUCAUUUUUGUUUGUUCCUGCUCUUUAAGGUUCUGCUCAGGAUCCAGUCUUUGAGCUCCUCUCUCUCUCUCUCUCUCUCUCUCUCUCUCUCUCUCUCUCUCUGUCUAUCUCUGUGUAUCUCUGUGUAUCUGUGUCUCUCUCUUUGUGUGUGUAUGUGUGUGUGUGUGUGUAUGUGUGUGUGUGUGUGAUCUUAAGCAUCAUGUUCUAAUCUUCUGGAUCUCAGUUUUCCGACUCUGAAGGCUUCUGGAAAUCCAAGUGAAUGUUCCAAAUCUGGGAUUUGGGGAGUCUCUUCCGCUUUGGCUGAUUUUUCCAGAUCUUUCCUCAUCACUCAUGUUUUCCUCGCGUAAAGAAAUGACACUAAAACGUUCAGGCAGAAAUGUGUGUCGCUCUUCCCGUGUCUCUUCCUACCUUUCCAGUUCAACACCUCGCCUUUAAUUGUCUUCUUUAUUUUUGCUGCUUUCAGAAAUCAUUUAUUUUCUAUUUAUUUUAUUAAAAUGAGUUUUUUUUUUUUCUUCUGAGUGAUUUAUGUUUCUGUCCUCUUUUCCCCAGUCGGUUUUUUAUUAGUUGUUACUGAGGGAUUUGGUUUUUAAAGAUUUUUUCUCCCAUACUGGUGUAUAUUUUCAGAUAAUAUAAAGAGCAAUUAUACUUUUUUUAGGGCUAGGGAGAUAUUUAGGGGGUUUACGUUGAUUCUAUAUGUAUAAAAUCGGGAAUGGAGAGUAAACACACUGUUUCAGGGAGAUGAGAUAUGUAGGGCGAGGAUGAAAGAGGAUGAAAGUUGAGUAAGUGAGUAAGAAUGAAUAAAUACGACACUAUUGUACUGUGGGGUGACACUACAGCGACAGCCAGCAGGGGGAGCCAGAGACUCACGCUCCACCUAUAAUAUAGCUCACUUAUGAUGAUGAUGAUGUAGUUUUUAAUUUAUUCCAGUCUCUGGCCUCUGAUUGGCUCUCAGCUUUAGCACUUUGCUGAAAUAUGAAAUAAGCAGGUUGAUCUGCACGUCCACAUCAUCACUGUUCUCUGUGCCUCGCCUCGAACCAUCCAACGUUUGUAAUGCUUUAAUUUUUAAAUUUUUAUCUGACCUGUUCAACGACUCAGAAAUGUGCUGGUGACCACAAUGAGAUGUGUGUGUGGCCAUUUUUGUUUGUUUCUCUCUCAAAUAAAUGCAUGUAAUGAAAA
Pangasianodon hypophthalmus (striped catfish) is the source of this 7087-nucleotide messenger RNA. It is a transcript of the gene ppp1r37, whose product is annotated as protein phosphatase 1, regulatory subunit 37. The coding region runs from base 1289 to 5191 and encodes 1300 amino acids. Gene Ontology annotation, molecular function: protein binding. The transcript has 14 exons. Lineage: Eukaryota; Metazoa; Chordata; Actinopteri; Siluriformes; Pangasiidae. The record is from RefSeq and is a predicted model, not a curated record.